CGAAGCCCGCGUGCACGACACAACAACUACCGAGGGGGAAGGAAGUUGACAGCGGGUUAAUAUUUAGUGGUGUUGCCUGGUGGUGAGACUGGAGGGACCUUUGUGAACCAGUCGUCUCAUUGUCCUCAGCUUAGAGCGAUGCCACUUUGGAGAAUGAGAACCUUCUCCUGACACAGGGAGGGUACUCCUCCCCCCAACCUUACCAACCCGGACUCUCUCUACCUACCUACCUCACCCCUGACCCCCAUUACCUCACCACUGACUAACCCAUAAACCCUCCCCUCUAAUACUACCUCAACACUCUCCUCUAUGUAAACCUGCUGCUCUUAAACUGCUCUGUCCCCACCCUCCAGAGUAUUACAUUACAUUCAAUACAACAGGGGGAAUUUAAAAAAGCAUUGUCAGUGCCUACUCCCUGGUGUCCAUUUUGUGCCCAGAGUGUAUCCUCAGUAGGGUGCUCUAAGCCUGUGUACUGGCACGUGACGAUGCUGCUGAACUUCGAGUGACGUCCCCACUCUGUGAUGUCAGAGGCUAGAGGAGAGGGGCGGGACCAGAGUGGGAAUCUCUCGUUUGUGGUUGGCUGUGUCGAUGAAGACCACCGAGGCUCAGAAGAAGGAGGAAGAAUAAAGAAUGAGGGAGAGAUGGGAAAAGGAGAGGAGGAGGACGAUGACAAGGAUGAUGACUCGCCUCCAGAGAGGCAGAUCGUGGUGGGCAUCUGCUCCAUGAUGAAGAAGUCCAAGUCAAAGCCCAUGACCGAGAUCAUGGAAAGACUGUGUAAGUUUGAGUACAUCACGGUGGUCAUCUUCCCCGAGGAGGUCAUCCUCAGCCAGCCCGUGGACAAAUGGCCCCUGUGUGACUGCCUCGUCUCCUUCCACUCCAAAGGUACAAACCAGCGUUUCCCAUUGGACAAAGCGGUAGAGUACGCCAAACUCAGAAACCCGCUUCUCAUCAAUGACCUGAACAUGCAGUACUACAUACAAGACAGGAGGGAGGUGUAUCGUAUCUUGCAGGAGGAAGGCAUUGAUCUUCCUCGUUACGCUGUGUUAACCCGAGACCCAGACAGACCUGAAGUGUGUAACCUGGUGGAGGGGGAGGAUCAUGUGGAGGUGAACGGGGAGGUGUUCCCCAAGCCCUUUGUGGAGAAGCCUGUGAGUGCUGAGGACCAUAACGUUUACGUCUACUACCCCACCUCAGCUGGAGGAGGCAGCCAGAGACUCUUCCGCAAGAUAGGGAGCCGCAGCAGUGUGUACUCCCCAGAGAGCUGUGUGAGGAAGACUGGCUCCUACAUAUACGAGGAGUUCAUGCCAACGGACGGCACUGAUGUCAAGGUGUACACAGUGGGCCCUGACUAUGCCCAUGCUGAGGCCAGGAAGUCCCCAGCCCUGGACGGUAAGGUGGAGAGGGACAGCGAGGGGAAAGAGAUCCGCUACCCUGUCAUGCUCUCCGCCAUGGAGAAACUGGUGGCCCGCAAGGUCUGCCUGGCCUUCAAGCAAACUGUGUGUGGCUUCGACCUCUUGAGAGCAAACGGCCACUCCUUCGUCUGUGACGUCAACGGCUUCAGCUUCGUGAAGAACUCCAUGAAGUACUAUGACGACUGUGCCAAGGUCUUGGGGAACAUGGUGAUGCGAGAGCUGGCCCCUCAGUUCCACAUCCCCUGGUCCAUCCCCCUGGAGGCUGAGGACAUACCCAUAGUCCCCACCACCUCAGGAACCAUGAUGGAGCUGCGCUGUGUCAUCGCCAUCAUCCGCCACGGAGACCGCACCCCCAAACAGAAGAUGAAGAUGGAAGUCCGACACCCUCUAUUCUUUGCGCUGUUUGAAAAGUAUGGAGGCUACAAGUCAGGGAAACUGAAGUUGAAGAAACCCAAACAGCUACAGGAAGUGCUGGACAUUGCCCGGCUCCUACUGGCUGAGUUGGGACAGCACACAGACUGUGAGAUCGAGGAGAAGAAGGGUAAACUGGAGCAGCUCAAGACGGUCCUAGAGAUGUACGGCCAUUUCUCAGGCAUCAACAGGAAGGUGCAGCUCACCUACCUGCCCAACGGACAGCCCAAAGCCUCCAGUGAGGAAGAAGAAUGUCCAACGGAGGGUCCGUCUCUGUUGCUGGUGUUGAAGUGGGGCGGGGAGCUGACCCCGGCAGGCAGGGUACAGGCUGAGGAGCUGGGCAGGGCCUUCCGUUGCAUGUACCCUGGAGGACAAGGGGACUACGCUGGUUUCCCUGGCUGUGGUCUGCUCCGUUUACACAGCACCUACCGCCACGACCUCAAGAUCUACGCCUCAGACGAAGGCCGUGUUCAGAUGACCGCUGCUGCUUUUGCCAAGGGUCUGCUAGCUCUGGAGGGGGAGCUGACUCCCAUCCUGGUACAGAUGGUGAAGAGUGCCAACAUGAACGGCAUGCUGGACAGCGACAGUGAGUCUCUGACCGACUGCCAGCAGAGGGUGAAGGUACGGCUCCAUGAGAUCAUGCAGAAAGACCAGGACUUCACUGAGGCCGACUACCAGAAGCUGGCCCCUACAGGCAGCCCCUCCCUGGUCACCUCUAUGAAGACCAUAGGGAACCCAGUGAGGACGUGUGACCAGGUCUACGCCCUCAUCCAGAGACUCACCUCCCAGAUCCGCAGGAGGCUGGAGGACCCCAAAUCUGCAGACCUGCAGCUGUACCACAGUGAGACCCUGGAGCUGAUGCUGCAACGCUGGUCCAAGCUGGAAAGGGACUUCCGGAAUAAGAGUGGUCGCUACGACAUCAGUAAGAUCCCAGACAUCUACGACUGUGUGAAGUACGACACGCAGCACAACGCCACGCUGGACCUAGAGGACACACUGGAGCUGUUCAGGCUGUCCCGAGCCCUGGCCGACAUCGUCAUACCUCAGGAGUAUGGCAUCAAUAAGGCAGAGAAGAUGGACAUUGCCCAGGCCUACUGCCUUCCCCUGAUGAAGAAGAUUCAGCUGGACCUGCAGAGGACCCACGAGGACGAGGCCGUCAAUAAGCUGCACCCGCUGUACUCGCGGGGGGUCAUGUCUCCGGGGCGCCACGUCAGGACCCGUCUCUAUUUCACCAGCGAAAGCCACGUCCACUCACUGCUCAGCAUCUUCCGCUACGGGGGAUUACUGGACGAAGUGAAGGACCAGCAGUGGAAACAGGCCAUGGAUUACCUCAGCGCCGUCUCUGAACUCAACUACAUGACCCAGAUAGUCAUCAUGCUGUAUGAGGAUAACAACAAGGACCCUGGGUCAGAGGAGCGUUUCCACGUGGAGCUCCACUUCAGUCCCGGGGUGAAGGGCUGUGAGGACGAGGAGAACGUCCCUCUGGGCUUUGGCUUCCGCCCAGCCUCCGCUGAGAACCAGGAGAAGCAGACCAACCAAGGCAGUCUGGAGGACCUAUCACAGGACGAGACUGACCGGGCCCUGUCGCUCUCUGAGCCAAUCAGCAUCAAAAGAUCCCCCAUGAUCCGCAACCGCAAGACUGGCUCCAUGGAGGUCCUCUCCGAGACCUUGCCCACCUCCUCCAAGGGCACCUCCUAUCGCCUCUUCCCCUCAUGCUCGUGCCAGUCCCCCGAGAUUAAACAGACUGGCCUAGAGCUCUUCUCUAUGCCGGCAGUAAAGAGAUUUUCUGUGUCGUUUGCCAGGCAUCCGACUAAUGGCUUUGAAGGCUGCUCCAUGGUGCCCUCUAUCUACCCGCUGGAGACAUUACACAACUCGCUGUCCCUCAAGCAGGUGGACAAGUUCCUCAAUGCCGUGUGUGAGCAUAGCAGCGAUGCCCACGCCAAGACCAUGAAAGCUCUCUCUGCCUUGUUCGACACGUCGAGUCAGGGGUACAGCCAGACACACAUCUACCCCCACCCACCGAAAGCCCUGUCCUCCUCAGAAACUCCUGUCCGGUCCCCCGAAUGCCCACUUUGGUACAGCAGUGGCCCCUCUAGCACAGUGUUCAGUGGAAGAUCCUCUUCCCCCACCUCAGUGAACCCAGACAAAAAUGUCAGCUUCAGUGAGUAGACCACAGCCCCCUCACCAGAUCCCACAGAGAAACUAGAGGACAACACAACACCUGGAUCCACUCCCUAUUAACCCAUCUGUCCACCCAUCUGUCCACCCAUCUGUCCACCCAUUUGUCCACCCACCCAGCCAUUCAUCCAUCCACACUGUGACUUCUACCCGUCUGUGAGUGCUUUCAAACUAAUCACAGUCACAUACAGUGCUGGACCCUAAGGACCGCCAGUCUCAUUUUGUGGACAAAAACAAACCAAAACCCACUGGCCCCUCCCCUCAGGCGGAUGUGUGUCCAACCAACACUCUGCCCCAGUUGAGCGACAGCGAGGGGAGCCUAUCCCCAGGCUCCUUUGCAAUGUAUAGACGGACCUGAGGCUGGAUGCAUCCCUGCCGUCUGUCCUGAAUUCAGAUUGUGCUGUCCUGCCGCCUGUCCUGAAUUCAGAUAGUGCUGUCCUGAAUUCAGCUUGUGCUGUCCUGCCGUCUGUCCUGAAUUCAGAUAGUGCUGUCCUGAAUUCAGAUUGUGCUGUCCUGCCGUCUGUCCUGAAUUCAGAUUGUGCUGUCCUGAAUUCAGAUUGUGCUGUCCUGAAUUCAGAUUGUGCUGUCCUGCCGUCUGUCCUGAAUUCAGAUUGUGGCUGCUGAUUAGAGACGAUGGGAGAAACAGGAGCUGAUUAUUUCCAUGCUUCAUCCAAAUCCUAUUCUAUAUGGAACUGCACACACAAAAUGUGUCGGUGCACGAGUACCUCCUCUCUCAGAGGAGGGAGGCAGGUUGUGCAUUUUCAAUCAGAGCUGACCAUAUUCUUUGGAACACAGAGAUAGUUGAGCCAGUUGAUUAAAUAUGAACUAUUUUCUCCAGUGUUGUUGGUGUUGUCCCCUUUUCCUUGUAAACUGUUUGGGUUGCCGUACUUUACAUGAUUUUGGGGGGAAAGGGUACAAUACAAUGGGGAUACUAUUUCCUGUCAUUGUCUACACAGCAUUUUCAUACCACUUUGUCGCAAAAUAACAACUCCUUCUAUACACAUACUGGUUCUGUUUUAAGUGUAAAAGAUAUUUCAUACACCUCCUUCAACCUACCAAACAUAUAAACAAUACACGUGCCUCAACUCCCUUACAACGAGAAUCAGUGUUACUGAAUGUAUUUUUACAAUGUUUCAAGGGUAAACCACUCCAGAGGAAGUAGCUGACUGUCUUUUAGGCUACUUCAGUCUGUACUGCAUCCUGUCCUCAUACUAGUUUAAACAUGUCUGCUGUUUUGCCAUAGUUAAGUGUUUUAAUAUGAAUUUAAACGAUUCUAUAUCAUAUGUUGUAAUGUAUAUUAUUUUGCCAUCUGUGUUGCACCUGAGAAGAUGAUAAUAAACGUAUAUUGAAUAUGUAAUUAGGGCUAAAAAAUAAAAUAAAAAUGAGAUGGGAGGGAUCCGUUAAAUCGUUUAUACAAAACAUAUCGUUAUGAAUACAACUUCAUACAAAACAUAUCGUUAUGAAGACAACUUCAUACAAAACACAUCGUUAUGAAUACAACUUCAUACAAAACACAUCGUUAUGAAGACAACUUCAUACAAAACAUAUCGUUAUGAAGACAACUUCAUACAAAACACAUCGUUAUGAAGACAACUUCAUACAAAACACAUCGUUAUGAAUACAACUUCAUACAAAACACAUCGUUAUGAAUACAACUUCAUACAAAACGUAUCGUUAUGAAUACAACUUCAUACAAAACGUAUCGUUAUGAAGACAACUUCAUACAAAACACAUCGAUAUGAAUACAACUUCAUACAAAACAUAUCGUUAUGAAUACAACUUCAUACAAAACACAUCGUUAUGAAUACAACUUCAUACAAAACAUAUCGUUAUGAAGACAACUUCAUACAAAACACAUCGUUAUGAAUACAACUUCAUACAAAACACAUCGUUAUGAAGACAACUUCAUACAAAACAUAUCGUUAUGAAUACAACUUCAUACAAAACGUAUCGUUAUGAAUACAACUUCAUACAAAACGUAUCGUUAUGAAGACAACUUCAUACAAAACACAUCGAUAUGAAUACAACUUCAUACAAAACACAUCGUUAUGAAUACAACUUCAUACAAAACACAUCGUUAUGAAUACAACUUCAUACAAAACGUAUCGUUUGAAGACAACUUCAUACAAAACACAUCGUUAUGAAUACAACUUCAUACAAAACAUAUCGUUAUGAAGACAACUUCAUACAAAACAUAUCGUUAUGAAGACAACUUCAUACAAAACACAUCGUUAUGAAUACAACUUCAUACAAAACGUAUCGUUAUGAAGACAACUUCAUACAAAACACAUCGUUAUGAAUACAACUUCAUACAAAACACAUCGUUAUGAAGACAACUUCAUACAAAACACAUCGUUAUGAAGACAACUUCAUACAAAACACAUAGUUAUGAAGACAACUUCAUACAAAACGUAUCGUUAUGAAGACAACUUCAUACAAAACGUAUCGUUAUGAAGACAACUUCAUACAAAACAUAUCGUUAUGAAUACAACUUCAUACAAAACAUAUCGUUAUGAAUACAACUUCAUACAAAACACAUCGUUAUGAAGACAACUUCAUACAAAACGUAUCGUUAUGAAGACAACUUCAUACAAAACGUAUCGUUAUGAAGACAACUUCAUACAAAACAUAUCGUUAUGAAGACAACUUCAUACAAAACACAUUGUUAUGAAUACAACUUCAUACAAAACAUAUCGUUAUGAAUACAACUUCAUACAAAACGUAUCGUUAUGAAGACAACUUCAUACAAAACACAUCGUUAUGAAUACAACUUCAUACAAAACAUAUCUUUAUGAAUACAACUUCAUACAAAAUGUGUUUUUUUUUUUGUGUGUGUACAGUGCCAUGACAUUCUUGCCAUAAUUCUCAGAAUUGUAAACCUGAAACGUUUCAAUAGAUUAUGAAGAGAACAUGCUUGUCAUUGUGUUUUGUAGUUUGUAUGUCGUCUUGUAUGCUAUCUCAAGGAUGCUCUCAACUGCACUCAUGCAGACCUACCGCAGCACUGCUGAAUCUGUACAACACACUGCUGAAUCUGUACAACACACUGCUGAAUCUGUACAACACACUGCUGAAUCUGUACAACACACUGCUGAAUCUGUACAACAAACCUUUCUUUGACUUUACUUCACAUUGUUUUUUAUCGUGAUAGUAAUGAUUUAUUUAACGAUUUGGUGUUUUUGUAGGUGAAAUUUAGGGCUGUAUUUGUGAUUUUACUUCAUGUGGCAUGUAAUGUCAGCCAAAGACAUGUUGAUGCUGUGUAGAAUCCUCUCCUUAGACUUUCAAAAUAGAAUACCAAGGUUGUUUUAUUAAAAGUCAUAUCGGCUCUCUGAAGGUUGUGUUUCUCCAUUAAGCUCAGGCAUUACAAAUCCAUUUUAACUAGUCUGAUGGGUGCACAAGUUUGUGUGUGUGUGGGCAUGCGGGUGUGUGUGGGUAUAGCAAGGUUUACUAUCAUAUUAUAAAGGCCUCAAACUCAACUCUGGACCUCGAAGCCAGUUCCAUUGCAUUAUUUCAUUGUUCCCCCUCUAAUCAGGGACUGGUUUAGACCUGGGACACCAGGUGGGUGAAAUUAAUUAUCAGGUAGAACAGAAACCCAGCAGGCUCCGGACCUCGUAGGGUCAGAGUUGAAUACCCCUGUUCUAGAGGAUGAUAUGCUCACAGUGUCUUCACACAUCAGAUCACAAAAUACAGCUGGCUUCCAUUAGUACUCUCCGAAAGACGGAGAGAUAUUUAACGGCCCUGUUUUUAUACUAUAUUGUUCAACAGCUGAUGAAACUAACACUGAAGAAGUGUGAAACAAUGUGAUCAGUGUUAUUUCCUGAUAAUUACUGGUUGAAAAUACAAAAACGACACAGGACCUUCUGGUCAGCAGGUUUUCAUGGGCGGAGUCUCGGUUUUCCAUGGUGACAUCACCAUGCGGUAAAUUGGUUAAAGGCCCAGUGCAGUCAAAAAGACGUGAUAUACCUGUGUUUAUUUAUAUAUACUGUAUGUAUGUGUGUAUAUAUUUAUAUUGAACAAAAAUAUAAAUGCGACAAUUUCAAAUAUUUUACUGAGUUACAGUUCAUAUAUUGAAAUCAUUCAUUAGGUCAUAAUCUAUGGAUUUCACAUGACUGGUAAUACAUUCAUUAGGCCCUAAUCUAUGGAUUUCACAUGACUGGGAAUACAUUCAUUAGGCCCUAAUCUAUGGAUUUCACAUGACUGGGAAUACAUUCAUUAGGCCAUAAUCUAUGGAUUUCACAUGACUGGGAAUACAUUCAUUAGGCCAUAAUCUAUGGAUUUCACAUGAUUGGUAAUACAGAUGUGCAUCUGUUGGUCACAGAUACCUUUAAAAAAAAAGGGAGGGAGGGGUGUGGAUCAGAAAACCAGUCAAUAUCUGGUGUGACCACUGUUUGCCUCAUGCAGCACAACACAACUAUUUUGCAUAGAGUUGAUUAGGUUGUUGAUUGUGGCCUGUGGAAUGUUGUCCCACUCCUCUUCAAUGGCUGUGAACAGUUGCUGGAUAUUGGCGGGAAAUGGAACGCGCUGUCGUACAAGACGAUCCAGAGACAUCUGUGGCAUUGUGUUGUGUGACAAAACUGGCCUUUUAUUGUCCCCAGCACAAGGUGCACCUGUGUAAUGAUCAUGCUGUUUAAUCAGCGUCUUGAUAUGUCACACCUGUCAAUUGGAUGGAUUAUUUUUGGCAAAGUAGAAAUGCUCACUAACAGGGAUGUAAACAAAUUUGUGCACAACAUUUUAGAAAAAUAAGCUUUUUGUGCAUAUGCAAGAUUUCUGGGAUCUGUUAUUGAAGCUCAUUAAACAUGGGUCCAACACUUUA
Messenger RNA from Oncorhynchus kisutch (coho salmon), 8811 nucleotides. RefSeq names its product inositol hexakisphosphate and diphosphoinositol-pentakisphosphate kinase 2-like. The transcript has 29 exons. The record is from RefSeq and is a predicted model, not a curated record. Gene Ontology annotation, cellular component: cytosol. The coding region runs from base 522 to 3992 and encodes 1156 amino acids. Gene Ontology annotation, molecular function: inositol hexakisphosphate kinase activity; 5-diphosphoinositol pentakisphosphate 1-kinase activity. Gene Ontology annotation, biological process: inositol phosphate biosynthetic process; inositol metabolic process. Lineage: Eukaryota; Metazoa; Chordata; Actinopteri; Salmoniformes; Salmonidae.